AUGACUGUCGCCCUGACCUGUCUGUACCUCGGCUUCUGCAUCUGUAAAACAGGAGACAUCUGUCACCUUAGGGUGGCAAAUCUGAUACUGGAUGGGAACCUGUCGCCGCGGCCCGCCCCGGACUACCCCUGUCGAAAAGUGAUAUCAGGACAUACCCUGCCGCUCUUCGUUCCCGGCCACUUCACCCGCAAGCCUUUCAAACAGGCCGCUGCGGAACGGCCAAUCACAGACCUUUUUUUCCCUGGCCUCCCGGCGCUGUCCAAUCAGCGCAUACACUGCCCCCGGCCUGGCUCCCUGCGGCGGAGGAGAAAAAGAACUGGGGUCAUAAGCUUCGCAGGCGUGGCGGUAUACUUCUCUCCCGAGGAGUGGGCGUGUCUGCGGCCCACACAGAGGGCCCUGUACCCGGACAUGAUGCGGAAGCCUUACGACCAUCUCGGCGCGCUCGGAUUUUCAGGCCCUAAACCUGCUUUCAACUUUUGGGUGGAAGGAGAGGUGGAGGCAUGGAGCCCAGAGGCUCAGGAGGAGGAUGAGAACCCAGGAGUUGUCAGCAGAGGAUCCAAGUAUGGGAAUGAGGAGAAAGAAGGGCUGAAGAAGUCGAAGCAAAAAGAAAUGGAGCAUGAAGGGGUGUCUCUUCAGGAGCAGUUGCCAUUCAGCACAUCACCUGGCCCCAAUCACAAAGCUGCCUGCCCAGAGCUUUCCUGCACCCCUAGGCAGAAUCCCAUCAAGCUUUGGCUCAAGGAUACUCCAACCCACAGCCCACCCUCCCUUUGCCUAGACUGUGGCUGAAACUUCAGCUAUCCCUCCCUCCUGGCCAAUCACCAGCAGGUCCACUCUGGGGAGCGGCCCUUCCCCUGUGACCAGGCCCGCUUCUCUCAGCUGAAGUACCUGCUCAAGCAUCAGUUCAACCACACAGACUAGAAGCCCUACCCCUGCCCCAAUUGUGGGUGCGGCUUCUGCCAGAGAGAUUCCCUGGCCAUCCACAGAUGGGCCAACACAGGGGAGAAGCCUUAUCUGUGCCCAAAUUGCAAGAGUUGCUUUACUUACCCCUACCUGUUGGCCAUCCACCAGUGCGUACACACAGGCGAGAAGCCCUAUAGCUGUCCUGACUUCGGCCUCUAUUUUGCCUACACCUCCCUGCUGGCUAUUCAUAGAUGCACACACACGGGUGAGAAGCCCUAUCCCUGCUCUGACGUCGGCUUCUGCUUUACCUACUCUUCUCUCCUCCUCAGUCACUGACACAUCCAUUCCGACAGCCAGCCGUUCCUCUGUCCUGAGUGUGGGAAAGCCCUGGAAGCCCACCAGUGGAUCUGUCGCUCUGGCAAUGACACGCCAAGGUGGCAGCAGCCUGCAGUAGCACCUUCUGACUUAAUCCCUGUUGUGGGAGGCCAGGAUCCCCCAGUUCACUUCCAGUACUUUCCAGAUAUAUUUCAAGAGUGUGGGUGAUGGAGUUCACAUGAGAUGAUCAGAGUUUUCUCUGGAACAGAAGAGGCAAGGCUUAUGCUUAUUUGGAGGAUGAGGAAGGGAAGUGGGAAUUUAAGGAAAACAAAGCUCUAUGUUAGGAAACAAGCAGAGGUGAGGGGGCACAGAGAAGGUCCAUGGGAAGACGGGAGCAGGAAUCUGAAAGUCUGUUGAGAGCUGGACCCAUUUUCUAAGGCUUCUGCUCACAGAGCCUCUGUUUUGGUUUCCUAGUGCUGCUGGCACACAAAUACCUCAAGUGGGUGGCUUUAAAGAACAGAAAUUUAUUUUCUCAUAGUUCUAGAUGCUAAAAGUCGAAAUCAGGGUCUCGGCUGUGUUACUUCCUUGUAGGUAAUCCUGAGAGUUUCUUGGCAGUCCUCACAUGACAUCUGUCUUCCCCUGUGCAUCUGCGUGUUUCUGUGUCUGUGCUGCUCAUUAUAUAAAUCUGAAGGGAUUAGGUUUAGAAUCCACCGUGUAUUAUGACCUCAACUGAUAGAUUACAUUACAUUAGAUUGCAUUAUGGAAGGCGAUUACAUUAGUGUCAAUCACAUUACACUACAUCCACAGGUAUAGGGGCUAGAAUUUCAGUGUGUACUUUGAGGGGGACAUAAUUCAAUCCAUAACAGCCCCUUAUUUUAAGUUCUACUUGGAGCUACUUCACCACAAGCCAUUCGUGUAACUGGUACCUAAGUAGUGCUUUUCUUUCUGGAUUGAUCUUUCCCUUAGAGAGCUCCGCCUUCUGACCUGUAUCUCCUGCUUCUCAGUGGUGAGUUCACCCAGAUGAGAAAGCGUAUUAAAGGAACCCACACCCACUUGGGCCCCUCAGAAUAGAGGGCACACCUUGGCUCUGUCCCCACUAGGGGAAGCUCAUCCGGUACCCCGUACAGGUGAAACAAAAUAAGGCAGUAGACAAGGAAACACGUUUGGUAUCAAGCUAUUGUUUGGCUUGAGACAGUGGCCUCAGGUGGGGAACUCCCCCGCCCUAAAAGUAUCAAACCUAAUAAACUUCAGGGUUAGGUCAUGUCUUGACUGUCUGGUUUAGUGAUUGCAAUUUUUUUUCUCUCUCAGAUGUUUUCAUGUUCCCUGGAUUUUACAUCUUUUGAAAAAAAUCAGUAUUCCAGGCCACAGCAGCUGGAAAUGUAAUGCUGGAAACUUUUUUUUUCCUUAAAGAAGGAGUAAAUUACUUUUGAUUAGAGUUGAAAUCAAGGCAUAGUCUCCAGUCUAAUCUUUAAUGUUUAUACAUGUCAACAAUUAAGAGAGGUCCUUCUGACCCAUUUAGAUUUGUUGCCCUACUUUCGAACUGAAAAAGCAUUAGGGAAUAAACAAGAAGGUGAGUGAGACUAAACGUGUCCUAAGGUUGGAUAUCUCCUCCAUGAUAGGAAUGGUUCUGGGAGCCUCAAAUAUCUCUCUGAACAAAAGACUGCUUUUCUGAUCCCAUGGGUUCUAAAUAUUAUCCUUAAUGGGAACUGAGUGUUAUUUCUACUUGACCACAUAGCCUCUACUAAGUUGGUAGACUCAGAUUCCAGGCUGAACUCAAUCCCCACUUAAGCAUAACAUUCAACAUUUCUAAUCCCCAUUGGCAGAAUGGGGCUAAUGCCAACUUCAUAGAGUUGUCUGAGAUAAAAUGUGAUAGGUAUAAACGCACCUAGCAUGUCUUUUUACAGUUUGAAGAAUGAAUGGAUGUGCUUUUCUCUCCCCAACAUUUUACUAGAAAAUUUUUCAAACAUUCAAAAGAGUUGGAAGAUUGUUACACUAAACACCCAUUGAAGUCUACCGCUAGGAAUCGCUUAAAUUCCUGAGGGGUUAGAAUCAGGAUCAGCACAAAGCUAGUUCCUAUGAGGCGGAGGUCAGACAUACCUCCACUCUCCAACUUUUUCAUCAUUUCUAACACCAGCCGUUCCA
Messenger RNA from Trichechus manatus latirostris (Florida manatee), 3357 nucleotides. RefSeq names its product zinc finger protein 785 (gene ZNF785). Gene Ontology annotation, biological process: regulation of DNA-templated transcription. The record is from RefSeq and is a predicted model, not a curated record. Lineage: Eukaryota; Metazoa; Chordata; Mammalia; Sirenia; Trichechidae.